Mobula hypostoma (lesser devil ray) is the source of this 6897-nucleotide messenger RNA. It is a transcript of the gene ulk2, whose product is annotated as unc-51 like autophagy activating kinase 2. Gene Ontology annotation, molecular function: ATP binding; protein serine/threonine kinase activity. The record is from RefSeq and is a predicted model, not a curated record. Bases 375 to 3512 code for a protein of 1045 amino acids. The transcript is spliced from 28 exons. Gene Ontology annotation, biological process: peptidyl-serine phosphorylation; autophagosome assembly; axon extension. Lineage: Eukaryota; Metazoa; Chordata; Chondrichthyes; Myliobatiformes; Myliobatidae. Gene Ontology annotation, cellular component: phagophore assembly site membrane; phagophore assembly site; cytoplasm.
GGCGGGCGGAUCGCGUGGAAGCCUCCCGCUGCCGGAACAAAAGAAACAAUAAAAACAAAAAUGCCGCAAAAUCUCUAUAGCGGGGAAGUGGAUUCCUCCACAUCUGCCUGAUCUCUAACACACGCAUGUAACUCCCCGCCAUACACCGCAUAUAUUAAUGCUAAAUAUGCGCAGCAACCGGGCGCGAGUGGAAUGGGAUUAUGGUGGCACAGCCGCCGCUGCUCCUUCACAGCUGAUGCCGCUCGCUGGAAAGCUCGGGCUCUGCCGUGCCGCCUGUUUCACGAGGGAGCAACAAACACUGCCAGCAGCAGCAGCUUCAGUCACCACUUCUAUCUCGUCCUUUUUUUCCUCUUAGCCCCUCGGCAGUGCCGGCUAUGGAGGUAGUGGGGGAUUUCGAGUACAACAGGAAAGAUCUCAUAGGACACGGAGCCUUCGCUGUGGUCUUUAAAGGCCGCCACAGGAAGAAAGCGGAUUGGGAAGUAGCAGUGAAAUGUAUAAACAAGAAAAAUUUGUCAAAAUCUCAAAUCUUGCUGGGUAAAGAAAUAAAGAUAUUAAAGGAGCUUCAACAUGAAAACAUCGUUGCACUUUAUGAUGUUCAGGAGACUCCAAACUCUGUUCAUUUGGUGAUGGAGUACUGCAAUGGUGGUGACCUGGCAGAUUAUCUGCAAGUCAAAGGAACACUUAGUGAAGACACCAUUAGAAUCUUCCUCCAGCAGAUUGCAGCCGCGAUGCGAAUACUUCACAACAAGGGAAUAAUCCAUCGUGAUUUGAAACCACAGAAUAUCCUACUUUCUUAUGUUAGCCGGAAAAAGUCCAAUAUGAAUGGCAUUCGUGUCAAAAUAGCUGAUUUUGGCUUUGCGCGAUAUUUACAGAGUAACAUGAUGGCUGCCACACUCUGUGGUUCUCCCAUGUACAUGGCACCUGAGGUUAUCAUGUCACAACACUAUGAUGCUAAGGCAGAUCUCUGGAGUAUAGGCACUGUGAUAUUUCAGUGCCUUGUUGGCAAGCCUCCUUUCCAGGCAAACAGCCCACAGGAUUUAAGGCUCUUCUAUGAGAAGAACAAAAGUCUGGUCCCCAACAUCCCGAGUGAAACCUCUGUUCAUCUUGGUGAGCUUCUACUUGGCUUACUUCAGAGAAACCAGAAGGACAGGAUGGAUUUUGAAACAUUCUUCAACCAUCCUUUCAUGGAUCAGGCAUCAUCAGUCAAAAAAUCAUGCCCUGUGCCUGUGCCCACGUGCCCUGGUUCUGUGUCUGGUAGUUCUUGUGGCAGCUCUCCGUCCUGUCAUUUUGCCUCUCCUCCUUCAUUGCCAGACAUGCAGCGGAUACAGGAGGACACUCUGUCUUCCCCACCUUUGGGUCCUCCUAACUAUCUGCAGGUCUCCAAAGACUCUGCAAGCAGUGGCAGUAAGAACUCUUCAUGUGACACAGAUGACUUCGUUCUUGUUCCACAUAGCAUCUCCUCUGAUCAGUCAUAUGAUAUGCCAUUGGGAACAGUUGGCAGACGAGCUUCCAGUGAGUUCCUGAUGUGUGGAGGGCAGUCACCUUUAAACUCUUCAGUAGCACUGCAGAGACCUUCCUCAGCCUCAUCCAGGUCAAGCUCUCCUAGCUCAGCCAACAGGCCGUGUCCACCUCCGGUGUCCCCUCGCAUGGAGUCAGCUCCGAUUCCUGUCCCGACACAGGUCAGAAACUACCAACGGAUUGAACAGAACCUGCAUGUCAUUUCCGGCCACAACACUAAUCCCUAUGGAUCACCCAGGUCUGGAAUGGUAAAGAGAUCUAAUACAAGCCCAAUGGGUUUCAUGAAGCUUACAGGAGGGUCACCAGCUGCAGCUGAUGCACCACAAAACCCGGGCCGCAGACUCUCCACCGGAUCCUCCAGGCCAUACUCCCCUUCACCUUUAGUUGGCACGAUUCCUGAGCAGCUUAGCCACUGCUGCUGUGGUCUGCCCCCAGGACAUGACUCACGAUCCAGAACACCAUCAGGUUCACCAUCCCCUCAGUCACACUUAAUGGGUGCAAGACUCCAAAGUGCCCCGACUCUUACUGACAUCUACCAGAGCAAACAGAAACUCCGUAAGCAGCACUCAGAGCCGUUGUAUCCUCCGUCAGCGGGCUAUGGAUUUAGCCAUUCUCCACAACCUGGUAGACCUGUUAGCCUGGGUACUUCCCCUACAAAACAUAUGGGAACAUCUCCACGAACUUCUGACUGGCUCCACAAAUCUCCCUUGCCCACUAUCAUUGGGUCACCAACAAAGCAAGAGUUAACUGAGAGUCCAGCAGUACAGUCCAAAGUCAUGCUGGAGGCUAGAGAGUUGUGCAUCUACCAUCCACAAGCAAGUGCUAAACGAACAGCCUCUGAGAACAAAACUACUUUUGGCAGAUCUGUAAGUACUGGAAAAUUAUCUGAUCAAGCAACAAAGGCCACAUUUGGAGGGCAGACCUAUCAAGGAAGUACUGACAGUCUGAAUACUGAGCGUCCAAUGGAUAUAGCUCCAGCAGGCGCUUCUGGUUUGACGAUGGGAUCCCCUGCCGCAGUGGUAGGAGUGAGCCCAAGGACUGUGGUGUUCACUGUCGGCUCACCACCAAGUAGUGUCACCCCUCCCCACAGCAGUCACAUGGUCACCAGAGCAAGGACAAUGUCAGUUGGCUCGGGAAGCCCGCUGGGAUCUCUCUGCUCUAACAGUGGGCGAAUUUACAUGGGUUCCCCGCCAGGUGGUUCAAUGGGCACCUCCCCUCCCGGAGCAGAGGCUCCCUCCAGUUUGAAGUACAUGACAUUUGGAACCUCGCCUCCCAGUUUGGAAGGAUUCAUCACAUUUGAAGCUCCGGAACUUCCAGAAGAGACUUUAAUGGAGAGAGAGCAUACGGAUACGUUACGCCAUCUGAAUACGAUGCUGAUGUUUGCAGAGUGCAUUAUGGACAUUGCAGCAAUGAAAGGAGGUAGCUUAGACCUGGGGACCUCUGCUGCCUCUCUGUACCAAAUCCAGGAGAGCAUCGUGGUCGACCAGAUCAGCCGCCUCAGCAAGGAGUGGGGACAAGUGGAGCAGCUGGUGCUAUACAUGAAAGGAGCACAACUUCUGGCGUCAUCUUUGCACCUUGCCAAAGACCGGGUUAAAUCAGGCAAGCUGAACCCAUCCACGGCAGUUAAGCAAGUUGUUAAAAAUCUGAAUGAACGUUACAAGUGUUGCAUCUCGUUUUGCAAGAAACUUACUGAGAAACUGAAUCGCUUCUUCUCCGACAAGCAGAGGUUUGUGGAUGAAAUCAACAGUGUCACUGCAGAGAAACUGAUCUACAGCUACGCCGUAGAAAUGGUGCAGUCAGCAGCAUUGGACGAAAUGUUCCAGCAAACAGAAGACAUUACAUACCGGUACCAUAAAGCAGCAUUGCUGUUGGAAGGCUUGACAAAGACACUACAAGAUCCUGCAGAUAUUGACAACAUCCUCAAAUACAAAGCCAACAUUGAGCGCAGACUCUCAGCUCUGUGUCAUACCACAGUGGCUUUGUACGACAACUAGCCUUCCGGAAUGGACCACAUGCAACAACGCAGGGACCACCGCCUCUCCUAGAAUCUUGGAGUUGCCUUUUUCCCCAACCCUGCUCCCAACAACCCACCCACCCGUUAUUUGGAAAACGGUCCAUGCUGGGUUUGUCUUGUUCUCCGCUGCCUAUGCCAACCCACCAGGUGAAGAACGAUCAAUUUUUGUUUUAGAAGAGUUACCAAAGAGGAGUUCUUGUUUCAAGAGAAAGGAAAUGUAUGUAUAAAUACAGAUUAAUACUUCUGAAAGCCCUCUCAGACAUGUAGCAUAUUCUUUCAUUUCAGUUUACCUUAAAGAGGUAACGUGUGGAGCAGUGACUGCUUCUGGCUGCCAAAGCCACCCGAUUGCUGGAAUUUGUUAAGAAAAGCACAGGAAUGAAGCUGAAGCCUGUACUCCACGUUCAUCGCAAACUCGAGGGGUACUUGGAAAAGUGUGUUCAGAAUAAACAACAAGGUUUACAAAGGAACCUUGUGCCCUGUCUGUUGUACAUGGGUCACGCUGACAGAUUGGACUCCUGUCACUGAAACUAUAUUAGCUUUUUAUAAGAGACACUAAUGGUGUGAUAAGUGAAUAGAUGUUACUUACGGAAUUUGUAUGUUUUACCACGAUCCUUGCACAGCCGUUCAGAGGCACGCGGUGCCUUGUGUCUUCAGAUGUUUCAUCAAAUUCCCCUCCACCCACAAACUGAUGAUGGAGAAGAGCACUUUAUGUGACUGAGAAGUUAACAAAAGGACAGUAAGAGAAGGAGUAGCCCACCCCAUCACAUAAACUGCAAACCAGAUGCCACACUGGAUGGACUGGAGAGAGGGGACUAUUUAUUUUUUUGUGUAGCUCCCUGAGCAGGAGUUUCUGAAACGGCGAAGACUGUGCUCCUAUAGACAACCACUUCUGAUUGCACUACUAUGGACCUUUCAUAACAUUAUGCAGAACUCCUCACAGAAUGGAGCAUCUGAAAAGGAAUGGAGAAGAGUUCAUGAACAGUAAUGGAAAAGAGUAAACCAUCCUGGUAGUAUAAGCUCCAAAGGCAUUCAACAGAGGACAUUUUAACGUUUGCUUUGGAGCCAAAAGCACAGAGUGCUUGACACUUCAACGCAAAAGACUGCAAAAAAAAAAUAGCCUGUAUUAUUACAAGCCUUUCCAUUUUUUUUACAUAUUAAAUACUUGAGUAGUUCAUAUAGAGCAACUAUCUGUAUAUAAUGAAACUAGUAUUUUUCCUCUUAUUUUGCCAUUGAUUGCUGACUUUUAAACAAUAUUUUUGGCUGUCUUUAUGUUAUGCAUGUGAUAAGUGUGACUGUGCCAUUGAGCCUAAUAAUGCUGAUGAUGCUGUUUCUGCAGACAGUAUUAUGUAGAUAAGCAUUUUUCCUGUAGAUUGAGAACCUAUUGUACAGACUAACAUAAUCCUUGGGUAUUUUCAGGGGUGGAAAAAAGUAUUGCGACUCUGGUUACCAAUCCAACAAGCACAAUCAUCUCUGUAUUAUGUGUGAUUGAGUCAGGAUGAAUCAGGAUCAGUCUUGGGUAGCUGUGUGGAGGACUACAGCUUGAGCUAGCUAAUGUAACUUACAGAAGAAGUUUCUAAGAGUAGUGAUUAUAAAUUUUAUUUCUUUAAAUAGUAGCUUAGGAAAGGAAUAGACUUUCGUGAUAUGUGAUUCUCAGGUUGGGAAUGGGAAGUGUUCAACUAUUCUGUUUCUUCACUUUCCCCCGUGCAUCAACUCUUACCUUUUGAAAUUGGGUUCUUGGUGAUUUGUAGACUCAGUGGCCACUUUGUUAGGUACAGUGAUGUACCCAAACACAGCAGCAGAAUACCACACUGAGUUCCACUCCCGUUCCGCUCCUGUGGAUCCCGGUGUGGUCUGCUGCUGCUGUAGCCCAAUCACUGAGAAGUUCGACGUGUUGUGAGUUCAGAGAUACUCUAACGUACACCGCUGUUGUAACACCAUCUUGUCAGCUUGAACCAGUCUGGCCAUUCUCCUCUGACGUCCCUCAUUAACAAGGCGUUUUCACCCACAGAACUGCCGCUCACUGGAUUUUUUUUUUUGUUUGUUUUGUUUUUCACACCGUUCUCUGUAAACUCUAGAGAUUGUUGUGCCUGAAAAUCCCAAGAGAUCAGCAGUUUCUGAGAUACUCAAACCACCCCAUCUGGCACCAACAAUCAUUCCACGAUAAAAAUCACUUGGAUCACAUUUCUUCCCCAUUCUGAUGUUUGGUCUGAACAACAGCUGAACCUCUUGACUAUGUCAGCUUGCUAUUCUACAUUGAAUUGCUGCCAUGUGAUUAGCUGAUCAGAUAUUUGCGUUAGCAGGCAGAUGUUCAAGUGUACCUAAUAAAAAGUGACCACUGAAUGUAUACCGUUGUUUAACUGCCCCAACAGACCAGAAACAGCAUUCACCACUGCACGCAGAACAACCUCUCCAACAUUCUGUUCCAGAGCUUUUCAAUAUUUUUUCCACCCUUGGGCAUUUUUGUUCUCCAUUUUUUUAAAAUGUUUCUCAGCUGCUCAAGUACUUGAAUAUUAAACAUUAACAAUCAUGUUUAAUUUCCCAGAGACAGUUUGUGGAAAUAUUUCCAAUGUAGCAAUGAAUUUGGCUUGUUUAUGAAGCUUGUCACCCAUUUCAUUCCCUCCCCCCACACACACUUUAUAUUAUGAAAAGUAACCAAUGUGUACAUUUAUUUAUCUGUAAGCGAUUCCAUUAAUUUUGAAGACUUUUUAUUUAUAAAAUAUUUGUACUAUUAGAUCUUUAAUAGUGUUUCUACCUCUCAUUGUGUAUAACAGCAUGCAUACUCUUUAAGAAAUCAGGUUGCAGACAGUCAUUUGUUAUGUAGCAGCCUUUUUAAUAUGGCCUGUAUAGAUGUACAUUAAAAGGCAGAAAUAAAAUUGACCUGGAAUAUUAAUAGGUUGACUUAUAUUGAUUUGCUUUGAGCAGUGAGUGUUCUAGUUACAUUUUACUGGCUUGACACCAUAUAUUUCUCGAUUCAGAGGGCAUAUUUUCAUAGGAGUAGAAUUAGGCCAUUUUGGCCCAUCGUGUCUGCUCCACCAUUCCAUGAUGGCUGAUUUAUUUUCCCUCUCAACCCAUUCUCCUGUCUUUUUCCCAUAACCUUUGAUAUCCUAACUAAUCAAUUACCUAUCCACCUCAGUUUUAAGUAUACCAGAUGACUUGGCCUCCUCAGCUGCCUGUGGCAAUGGCCUGUAAGGAGUUUGUACGUUCUCCCCGUGACCACGUGGGUUUCCUCCGGGUGAUCCAGUUUCCUCCCACAGUCCAAAGGAGUACUGGUUGGUAGGUUAAUUGGUCAUUGUAACUUGUCCCGUGGUUAGACUCGGGUUAAAUCGGGUUGCUGGGCAGCUCGGCUCAAAGGGCUGGAAGGGCCU